ACAAAUUACUCAAUAUACUCAAUCAAACUUUAUUUACUGAUUUCCAUUUUCACAAAUUACAUUAUUUCUGAUUCUGAUAAAUGGUCGCACACGUUGCACACAAUAGCUGUGUAUUGGAAGGACUGGAAGGGAAUCAAAACAAAACAGCUGACAGUCGGUUUAGGAAAAAUACAACAAAAAAAACACAAUGAGUUUCCUCGGAAGAAUUGCUCGCCAAGGGAAUUUCCCUGUGAAAUACUUUGCAAAUUAUGCCAAAUUCUACUGCACAGCUGCUCCAGUGUCCCAGGAGAUCGAUAAAAUGGUGAAAAAGAGCAAAGUCGUGGUAUUUAUGAAGGGAAACCCAGAAGCACCACGAUGUGGUUUCAGCAAUGCUGUGGUUCAGGUUAUGAGGAUGCAUGGAGUUCCCUACGACAGCUACGACGUUCUCUCAGAUGAAAGUCUCCGCCAGGGAAUUAAAGACUUCAGCAAUUGGCCAACGAUUCCUCAAGUCUUCAUCAAUGGAGAAUUUGUGGGAGGAUGCGACAUCAUGCUCCAAAUGCAUCAGAAUGGAGAGUUGAUUGAAGAGCUAAAGAAAGCAGGAAUCAAGAGUGCUCUGCUGGACAAGCAGCCAGAGAAUGAAACAAAGUAGUUCUGGAGAAUUUUAUUAUAAUUCAUAGUGUAUUUUACAUGUAAAUAUCUCAGUUGAAAAUAA
Molecule: messenger RNA, 691 nt
Organism: Phlebotomus papatasi
Lineage: Eukaryota; Metazoa; Arthropoda; Insecta; Diptera; Psychodidae
Gene: Grx5
Product: glutaredoxin-related protein 5, mitochondrial
Exons: 2
Coding region: 188-628 (146 amino acids)
Source: RefSeq, a predicted model, not a curated record